Pecten maximus is the source of this 9098-nucleotide messenger RNA. RefSeq names its product plasma membrane calcium-transporting ATPase 2-like. Gene Ontology annotation, biological process: calcium ion transmembrane transport; regulation of cytosolic calcium ion concentration. Gene Ontology annotation, molecular function: ATP hydrolysis activity; ATP binding; P-type calcium transporter activity. The record is from RefSeq and is a predicted model, not a curated record. NCBI's taxonomy places the organism in Eukaryota, Metazoa, Mollusca, Bivalvia, Pectinida, Pectinidae. The coding region runs from base 335 to 3925 and encodes 1196 amino acids. The transcript is spliced from 25 exons. Gene Ontology annotation, cellular component: membrane; intracellular membrane-bounded organelle.
AAUCCUUUAGCCAAUCAAAUUCGUUUUUACAUCACGUGGAAUACCGAGGAAGGGAAAACACGGCCUGUGAUCUAGUACACACAGCUUCGAGUCCUAUCCUGCUGACGUGUAGACGGAGCGAGGCGAUAUUGUCUUCAGAACCAUCAAACCUGUAUAUUUGUGUCCUUGGGUGAAGUUGACUAGAGUGAUUGGAUCCAAACCAUACAGAGCUCCAUUUGUCCUGCUGGGCUGACCAGCGCUCACAGCACUGACCAAACAAAACACAUCUUGUCACUAUAAUUCAUGGCACAGCUACAGAAUUUAAGAAGUGAAAAUAGAUAAAAACAUACCAAGGAUGGCGGAGGAAGACCACCCAGAUGGAAUAGCUCUUUCCCGGCAUUCAGAGGGUCAGUAUGGGGUCCCUCUCAUGGAGCUCCGGGAGAUGAUGGAGCACAGAGGAAGUGAAGGCUACAACCUCAUACAAACAAAGUACAACGGUGUCACCGAGUUGUGUCGCCUUUUAUACACCUCUCCCAUAGAAGGACUUCCUGGUUCACCGGCUGACCUAGCAGACCGGCGGAAAGUAUUCGGUUCCAAUGUGAUACCUCCUAAGCCUGCUAAAACCUUCCUCCAACUUGUGUGGGAAGCUAUUCAAGAUGUGACAUUAAUUAUUCUUUUAGUAGCUGCAUUAAUUUCUCUAGGAUUAUCUUUUUAUAGGCCUCCAAAAAAAGAAGGUGGAGAUGAUUCUGAAUCGGAAGCUGGAUGGAUAGAAGGGGUGGCCAUUUUAGUAGCAGUAAUUGUUGUAGUUCUUGUGACUGCUUUUAAUGACUGGAGAAAGGAAAAACAAUUCCGAGGACUUCAGAGUAAAAUAGAACAUGAUCAUCAGUUCUCUGUAAUUCGUGGCGGACAGGAUAUCAACAUUCCCGUCGGGGAAAUCGUUGUAGGGGAUAUAUGCCAAAUCAAAUAUGGUGAUUUGUUACCUGCUGAUGGAGUUAUUAUCCAAAGUAAUGAUCUAAAAAUAGAUGAAAGCUCACUAACAGGAGAAUCUGACCAUGUGAAAAAGGGGGAGGUCAGAGAUCCCAUGCUUCUCUCAGGUACCCAUGUCAUGGAAGGCAGCGGUAAAAUGGUGGUCACUGCAGUAGGUGUCAACUCGCAAACGGGCAUCAUAUUUGCUCUGCUGGGGGCGUCACAGGACGAGGACGAAAAGAAAGACAAGAAAGACAAAUCGAAAGUGAAAGGAGACAAUGCAGGCACCCGCCCUAACACUGCAGGCCAGAAUGUUCCAUUGCUUACUAGCGAUGCUGACACCAAAGUUGAUAUCGACCAGAUAAACCCUACAGUUCCUACAGGAAACUCCCACAAUGCAGUGAAUGCAAAUUCCACUACCAAGGUAUCCAAUGGGAAGGAUGCCGAGGAGCUAGAUCAGAAGGAGAAGGCCAUGAAGUCCCAGGAGAACACUAGUCGUAAGGAGAAGUCCGUCCUACAGGCGAAGCUCACUCGCCUUGCCAUCCAGAUAGGUUACGGAGGUACUGCUAUCGCUGUCGUGACAGUACUCGUGCUCAUCAUCAAAUUUUGUAUCACCGAGUUCGUCACCAACCAACACGAGUGGACGAGCGACAAGACUGCUGAAUACAUAGAGCAGUUUGUCAGUUACUUCAUUAUCGGUGUAACAGUCCUUGUUGUUGCUGUACCCGAAGGUCUACCCCUCGCCGUCACACUGGCUCUUGCUUACUCUGUCAGGAAAAUGAUGCACGACAAUAACUUGGUGCGACAUCUGGACGCCUGUGAAACCAUGGGCAAUGCUACAGCCAUUUGUUCUGAUAAAACCGGCACGCUCACUACUAACAGAAUGACCGUCGUCCAGAGCUUCAUUGGAGGUAUCCACUAUAAACAAAUUCCAAACUAUGCCACCCUGGCGGACUCUUUCAAAGAUGUUAUGGUCCCUGGAAUCUCCAUCAACAGUGGCUACACGUCGCGCAUUAUACCGUCCAAGGACGGUGGCCUGCCUGACCAGAUCGGUAACAAAACGGAGUGUGCCUUGCUGGGUUUUGUUCUGGACAUGAAGCAGAGUUAUGAAGAUGUCAGGAAUGAUAUGCCAGAAGGUUCCCUCACUAAAGUCUAUACAUUCAACUCUGUCCGUAAAUCCAUGAGUACAAUCAUACCAAGACCUGGCGGACCAGGAUUCAGACUGUUCACAAAGGGAGCAUCAGAAAUUGUAUUAAAGAAAUGUGAUUACAUCCUCGACUGUAAUGGCGUCCCACGCGAGUUUUCCGUGGAGGAGCAGGAGAGACUUGUCAGCAAUGUCAUCGAGCCAAUGGCCUGUGACGGACUGCGGACAAUCUGUAUGGCUUAUAAAGACUUUGUCAUGGGAGGAGAGGCAGCUGAACAUGAAGUAGCAAUAGAGAAGGACCCAGACUGGGAGAACGAGGAUGAAAUCGUGUCUGGGCUUACCUGUAUACUGAUUGUGGGCAUUGAGGACCCCGUCCGGCCAGAGGUACCAAUGGCUAUCAAGAAAUGUCAGCGGUCUGGUAUCACAGUGAGAAUGGUGACAGGUGACAACGUCAAUACUGCUCGGUCCAUAGCCACAAAGUGUGGUAUCCUGAAACCUGGGGAGGAAUUCCUCGUCAUGGAGGGCAGGGAGUUCAACAAGCGUAUCAGGGACCAUAAUGGCGAGGUGAGUCAGGAGCUACUGGACAAGGUGUGGCCGAAAUUGAGGGUGCUUGCCCGGUCAUCUCCACAGGACAAAUACGUCCUCGUCAAAGGCAUCAUCGACAGUAAGAUCUCGUCAAACAGAGAAGUGGUGGCAGUCACGGGUGAUGGCACCAAUGACGGUCCCGCUCUCAAAAAGGCUGAUGUUGGCUUCGCUAUGGGCUUGUCGGGUACAGAUGUAGCGAAGGAAGCAUCGGACAUCAUUCUGACAGACGACAACUUCACAAGUAUCGUCAAGGCUGUGAUGUGGGGCAGAAACGUAUACGACAGCAUUGCUAAGUUCCUCCAAUUCCAGCUCACUGUCAAUGUUGUCGCUGUCCUUGUGGCAUUUUUCGGUGCCUGUAUCAUCAAUGACAGUCCACUGAAGGCCAUCCAGAUGUUGUGGGUUAACCUUAUCAUGGACACGCUGGCAUCCCUUGCUCUCGCCACUGAGCUGCCCAGCGAGGAACUGCUCAACAGACGUCCCUACGGUCGCACAAAAGCCCUUAUCUCCAGAACCAUGACAAAAAAUAUCAUUGGUCACGCGAUCUACCAGCUAAUAGUUAUCUUUACUAUUCUGUUUGCAGGAGCUGAUUUAUUUGGUAUCGACGAUGGUCGGGGAGGGUCACUUCACGCACCCCCCACCCAGCAUUUCACAUUGAUUUUCAACACAUUUGUAAUGAUGACUCUUUGUAAUGAAAUAAAUGCUCGAAAAAUUCAUGGGCAGCGUAACAUUAUAGAGGGUUUAAGACGGAACCCAGUAUUCAUUGGUAUCUGGAUUGGAACUUUCGUUUCUCAGAUAAUUAUAACUCAGUUUGGAGGAUAUGCAUUUAAAACCAAAGGUCUUUCUAUAGACCAAUGGCUGUGGUGUGUGUUCUUGGGAGUCGGUGUUCUACUAUGGGGGCAGAUAAUCACCACAGUUCCAACUCAUAAGCUGCCCAAACACCUGUUCAGCUGGGGCUCCCAUCCCCCAGUUCCGGACCGCCACGAUUUGUCGGAUGGUCCUGAAAGCAAUGCUCAGGAAAUGGACGUGGGUGGACGUCGCGGCCAGAUCCUCUGGGUCCGUGGACUCACUCGACUACAACAGCAGAUUCGUGUUGUCAAUGCUUUCCGCAUGGGCUUAGAUGCACGCUAUGACAGUCAUAGUAUGUCGUCCAUUCACAGUUUCCACUCUUUGCAAACAAAGGGGAUUCGUAAACCUGUAUCCCACCCUUCCUCCCCAGACGUGGACGGAGGCCAAUCAGAAUCGCAGUUGUGAUCAUGUUCCGAUUUACGUUUAAACUUUCUGUAUAUUGUAUAGUAUUAUUUUGUUACAUCAAGAGGAAGCUCCUCUUGAUUUUACAUGUCAGCACUUAUAUACUUCUCAACACUAAUGUUUUGAAAAAAAACAAGACAAAAGAGUAUGUGAUCACUACCGCCUCCUGCACCAUACUUUGUGUCCCACCAACGACUAUGACUGGUAACAGCACCAAAACCGGUCCAUUUGCAUCCAUAUCCAUGUCUGUUACUAUAGCAACCUUUUUUUAUUUUCUAUGUAUUUUUUCGUAUAUGUGCUUUGUUCGUUAUUAUGGUCAAGUGGUUAUUGUAUAUUAAUCAUGUUAAUCAUGUUCAAGUUCUGGAAGAUUUAUCUGGAAGAUUUAUCUGGAAAUAACACUUCAAUUCCAAUAUUUCAGAUAAAAGGUGUUUUUUCUUGUUUUUCCCCCCGUUUUUAUGUCGUUUAAAUGCUGAGAACAUGUAAGAUACAGACUUGGAAAAUAAUCUAUUUUACUGUCAGUUGACCUGCAGUUGUGUUUUUUAAAACUUAACCCUAAUGUCUGCCCAGUUUAUUUUGUACCAUUGUCAAACCUGCUAUAGAUAUCUUUUUCUUUGUCUGGGGAAAUAUACGUACUUUAUUUCAGCACAUCCUACAAACCGUGCUAGGGUCUAUACCACCCAAACUCCCUAUAAAAGUUCCCUCAUUCAUGUUAUGUGAACCGUCUUUCUCCAAACGUAAAUUUUCUUUAUCAGUUCCAUGAGUCCAUGUUCAAAAUUAUCAUCACAUAGCUGUUUUUGUAUCCACAAAAUAUAUAUAAAAUAAAAAAGGUAUGAACAAAACAAUUUGCUGAUGUUUUGUUUAAACCUUCAGUGUAAUGCUGUGUAAAUGAUUUCCUAUUUGUUAAUCGGCUAUAUGUGUAUAACAUGUGCAUUGCAUUUACUCCUAAAAUUAUCAAUAGCCAUUAUUAUUAAUUAAUAUGGCUUUGUAUAUAAUGUACAGCAAGAUCACAAACGACAGUUAUCUCCCUUACAGAACCAUGUAGUGUAGACCUUCAUUUGUCUGGGAUCAUGUAACUAUAUGGAGACUGACAUCGUAUCAUUUCCCUCAGGUUUGCUUUAACUGCUUGAAGGUGUCGACUUGCAAUGUUGUCCAUGUUGUUUUUUUAUUCAGUUCGAUGUACAUAUCUUUGAAAAAAAGUCAUUUUAGUUUUCUAUACUUGCGUUAAAUACUUUUUAUAUUAAUAUAAUAUUAUUAACUAUCUCAAACGUUUUGAGAGUGUAAUAAGAAGUGCAUAUAUUCCUAAAGCUAAUUUUAUAUUUUUGAAUAUUAAAACCAAAGAUUGUGUAGGCCCAAACCAUAGCUGGAGCGUCAUUAGACCGUUUGUCAAGGUAUGGUGGGUUAGGGGCAUUAGAGGGGAUAGCUAAUACAUGUCAAUGGGUAGGGGGAGAUGGCUAUAUCGAAAUUAAAGGAUGGUAGCGAGAGUGAUGAAUUUUGAACAAAUUACUUUGUAGAUAUGUUGGCUCUGUUUUGUUCAGUCAUUAUUUAUGCAAUAAUUUUGGUAGUUAUUGUAUGUUAUUGUAUUUCCAUAUCAUUUUACCAAGUUUUCUGUUUUGAUACAAAGAUGACAAAAGAUGGAGUGUAACACAUGAGGAGUCUUCUUGACAUUUGUUGGAAGGGAUAUGAAAAGGGAUUUCAUUUAGACAGCUACGUGGAAAUACACCUGCCUGUUUUAACUUAGCUCUCCCAUGGAAUAAAUUUGUUGAAUUAUCAGUUGUAGUAUUUCUCAUACUAGGUCAGUGUUUGGACGAGUGUUUUGAAAUCUAUUUGGUAGGAUCCCUGAAAUUGAUGAAGUUAUCAGGACUAUUAUAUAGGGUAGGGAUCGGUUAUUUCUAUUACAUAUCUGGCUCAAAAGGAUUCGGUAAGUUAUCUUUGACUUGCUUUUUGUAGAACGAACAAUUUCUCUGGUAUUUGAAUUAUAGGUAUUGAUUUGACAAUUCUUUUGGUAGUAUAUAAUAAUAGAUGUUGACAUUGUUAAAUUGUUGGUAGUGUGAAUGUUGAAAUAUUUAUUAUAAUGAGCUGGUAGUUAAUUGAUUAAUGGUCAGGAAGAAAUUUCCAUCUUUAAAUUCUAUUUUCUUCAAAAGUUUCAAACGAAUGAUUCUGUGUCAACUGUGAGUAGGGUUCCUACCUCUAUGAAUUAUCUCUCUUUCGAAACAUUUUGAAAUGAUGUUUGUUCCCUUUUCCAAAGGCGUCCUUCAUCCUGCUUGGUUACAGUGAAAUUUAAAACUAUAUAUAUCUGACAAUCUAUUUCUUAUUGGAAACAUUUAGAAGAAAAAUAUGAAUAUUAAAGUUUGGAAUUCUCCAUGAGAAUGUGUCUAUUGGGUCCAGGUUAGUCACAGUAAAUGCUAUGAUUUAUCUUUGCUUAUAUAUUCAUGAAAAUCUCGUUCAAGUUAAUUUUCUUAAUGCCCCGGGGACUAUAUUACAGCAAAAUUGUGUGAUCGAAAUUCUGCACUUAUACUUUUGUAUCGGACCUUAAAAAUUGUUUUAUAAUUUAUUUUGAUUAGUUUACUCUUUAAGUUAAUUUUUUAAAGUAAGUACUGUUAUUAUUUUUUAGCUGUCAGAUUAUUUAAACAACCAUAUCGACUACAAAGACUGGCUCAUAAAUAAAUGAUAGAUACUGUUACGAUUUUUACAAUUCUCUAUCAGUUAGAAAGAUCACCAUGAUAAUUAGAAAGUUUGAAAGAUUAGGGGAAGCUAUAAGACUGAUGUGCGCACGAUUAAUGAUAGCAAUAAAGCAGUAUUUACUGUUGUGUAUAUGGAUAGCAUGGUGUUGACUCUACAACAUUUGUAAAUAGCUUUUUGUUUGGUUCCAGUACUCCAUUGUCUUAAUGAAAGAAUAUCUUCUGUAAUUAACGGGUAUCGAGUAAAGAGAUUUUACCAGCAAUUACCAGAGUAAGAGAUUUUAUAUUCAAUUACCAGGUUGAGAGAUUUUUACCUAUAAUUACAAGGGUUAAAGAUUAAUUUUCAGAUUUUGGUUAACAGAUUUUACCUAUAAUUGUCAGAUUUUACUGGAGAUUUAUAAAAUAAAAUAAAAAUACCUGUAAUUACCUAAAACGUUAAGUGAAUUCACCUGUAAUUGUCCGAGUACAAUAUCUUACCUGUAAUUAUCGAAGUAAAGGUAAUUAACAUUAAAAUUUUGAUUAAAAGAGCUAAUUUACAGUGUACAAGAGGUCUAUCUAUAAUUACACAUUUUAAAAGACUGGAGUUAAAAACAUCUGUUGUGAGAAACAACCGUAGUUUACAGGUGUAGGAGGAGACAUAUAGUGAUCAUUUGUAAGAAAUCUAGAGCACAAAUUUUGUAUGAAUGAAUUUUUACAGUUUUUUAUGACAAUAUUGGCUGUAUGUGUUUUCAUCAUUGUUGACAUGGUAAUUGUUUCCUGGCAAUGGUGUCCAUGGGAACCAUUGACCUUGACAGAUUGACCUAGUUUUUCAUACCUCUAUAUUUAUAUAGUAUGGAGUUCCUUCUCCAAAGUUUGGUAGUGUUUGUAUAUGUGUGUUUAUGUAUAUAUAUAUAUAUGCUAAAACAGGGGAGGUAAGUGUGUGUGUGUAUGUAAGAAUCGUGAAUAGUGAUAUAUUUGUUCUAUAUUUAUUUGUAAAAAAGCAUAAUGAAAUGUUGAUAACCUAAAUAUGUACAUAUUUUGAAUUUCUAUGAAUAUAUUUGAAUAUUUUAGUUAAUAGGUAAUAUCCCCUACAGGUCUAAGUUGAUAGUAGAAAAUUAGAAUAUUUGGUUUUGACUGUUAUCACAAUUUUUGUAUGACAUUAACAUCAGGUACACAAAAUAUAGUAAUUAAUAGUAUUUAGAUGAACAUAGACUUAUUUGUUUGACAGUAGUAAUUUAGAAAAAUGUACAAUGUUUCGAUAUUUAGUUAAUUUUUGUCCAUUGACAUAAGAUUGCCACUUUUUAUUCAUUUUCUUUACAUCAUGAUUUCCAAAUGUCAUAGGAAUUCAGAAAUUAAAUGAAAUAGUCCUAAAUAUAACUAUAUACCAGUAUGAACAAUUCGCCUCAGUUUAAAUGUUCACAUAAUUCAGUGAUAAAUUUCGUAACCCUCAACAGACUGAAGAUACUGCCUAUAUCCCUAGUAUUAGCCAUUUGCCUCGAUGUUCUCAGUGGUUUUCGCUUGUCCAUAAAGUGUGGGUGCUACAACAGAAAAAAAUGAAAAUAUAUUUAACAGUUAAUAUGAGGGAACAAACAGGGCCGGGUAUAUUUUCUAAUCUGAGCUUUUGAUAAAGUGAUUUCUUUGAAUGAAAGUGAAAUAUAUGGUGCGGGAAAGAACAGUUUUGUCAUUAGGCUAAUUAAUGUGUUGUUUACAGCCAGGUGAAUGCCAUAGGUCAAUUGUAUUAUGAAUUGUAUGGUUUUUUUAUUAUUCUGACUUUUUUAACACUUAUAUUGGACGGAAUGUGGGUGAUACUUUGCCAAUUAUACCAACUUAUUUGUAUAGUACUUAAGUUAGUUGAUUUUAGAUUUGUAAUCUUUAUCAUGACAAGAUAUGGUUUGUAGAGUAACUAUAGGAACAUGUUUUGGCAUUAUUGAAACUAACAUUGAUACUAGUUACAGAUAUAAUUACCUGGAGUAAAUUAACCCCUUAUAUGUCAGAUAGUCUUAAAUUCAAAAAAACAAAUGUGUAUAUUUUCGGACUCUUAAAACUUUUAUUAUCAAAAUGUUCAUUAUCUCAUGCAUUUGCAUGAAGUGCUGGAGACCAAACAAAUCGUCUUCUCCAAUAUUGAUUAUUACCAAUUUUUUCAAUUUUAUUGUAUGUAGUCUAAAUAUAACCCUGAGAAAUUUCUAGAUGAAGUUAUAUUGUCAAAAGGAUUUUUUUUUUUUUUUUCCCUUAUGUUUAUCUCUUUCAUUUGACAUUGAAAGGAAUGAUGACGUUAUCAUAGCAUAAAAAAGAAGAGAAAGAGGAAGAUCUAUACACAUGUUUUACUGAAUUUGAUGUAAUAGUUAGCUGCCACCUCCCUACCUAAAUUGUGUGUACAUAUAUGUCAGUAAUGUGUGGGUCCUGUUUUGAGUACAAAUUUGAUGAUAUUACAUAGCUUGUACUGUAUAUGACAGAGUGAAGAUACCGACACACUUAAUGGGCUUUUAAUCUGAAAUAAAAUCUUAUGUCAACAAAAAAUU